This is a messenger RNA of Exserohilum turcica Et28A, 1333 nucleotides long. RefSeq lists its product as uncharacterized. Bases 228 to 890 code for a protein of 220 amino acids. The record is from RefSeq and is a predicted model, not a curated record. The transcript has 3 exons. Gene Ontology annotation, cellular component: membrane. Gene Ontology annotation, molecular function: copper ion transmembrane transporter activity. Lineage: Eukaryota; Fungi; Ascomycota; Dothideomycetes; Pleosporales; Pleosporaceae. Gene Ontology annotation, biological process: copper ion transmembrane transport.
UACAUACUGUAUUUAUGCUUGGUCUUGAUUGCCUCUACGCGAAUCCACAGUCUAGUGUAGAGACAAGUGUAGCGUACCAGACACUGCACUUUCCCCCAGCUCACCAUCUCUUCCAUUUCCACCUUCCCUGGCAACCGUGCUGACGAGUAAAACUUGGUCAACUGCUGUUUGAACACGCCGCACUCACUCCCUCUCACUCCGUCGAUGCACAUCCAACAACAGUGACGAUGGAUAUGUCGGCGUCUACACAAACGGUCAUGUCAAUGGAUACUGCGACAAUGAGCAGCUCGGCACCUAUGACGUCGCCAUCGAGCAGCAUGGGCGGCAUGGGAAUGGGUAUGGGAAAUGGAUGCAAGAUCAGCAUGCUGUGGAACUGGAAUGUCAUUGACACAUGUUUCAUCUCGUCGUCGUGGCACGUUAGGUCCAGGGCCAUGUUUGCGGGCUCGUGUAUCGGCGUGAUCCUGCUCGUAGUUCUCCUCGAGUUCCUGCGCCGCGCGGCAAAGGAAUACGAUCGCUUCCUCGUCACACAGUACAGCAAGACGCUCGUCUCGGCUACGAAUACCUCUUCCUCGGCCUCGUCUUCGAACGGCGCAGCUACGAACAAACAACCAGAGACUACAGAGAGAGCAACUUCGGGCAUGGCGGGGGCUUCACGAGCCAAGUUCAGGCCGAGCAUCAUGCAACAGGCGGUUAGGGCGUUGCUACACACGUGUGCCUUUGCCGUGGCGUACUUUGUCAUGUUGCUGGCCAUGUACUACAACGGAUACUUUAUCAUUUGCAUCUUCAUCGGGGCGUACAUUGGAUACUUUGUCUUUGGAUGGGAGAGCUUCAGUGUCAGCGGAGGCGGUGAGGAUCGCAUGCAGGAAGAUGCCACCGUGUGCUGCGGGUAAGAUGAGGUGGGGUGAUACAGGAGACUUAAAGUUAGCCAUAGUCAUCGGUUUGAGAUACACGGUCGAAUCAAACAGCGGAAUAGCAAUCACAGGGGCACAUUCGACGCACGAGUGUCAUGGCAAAAGGUUGUCAUUUUAUCCUUUGUGACAUCAUGUCCUGUUGGCUUGAUGCGUUCCUAGUCAUGCAAUGCUAACUACUACAUGUUGGGCGUUUGAUUGUCUGGGCACGAUGAUUGUUGUGCCGUCGUGCCGUCGAACUCGUAGAGAGCCAGUCUGUUGCUUAUUUGCCGGGGCAGCCGUCACAGCUGCAGGUGGCACCGCAGUUGCAGGCACCGGAAGCACAGCCGCAGUUACCCUUCAUGGUGGUGGUUGGUGGAGUGGUUGGGUUUGGGUGGUUGGAAAUGGGAAGUGUGUGUUCAGAGAGUCUUGGUUGCUUGAGUGGU